Molecule: messenger RNA, 2194 nt
Organism: Trifolium pratense (red clover)
Lineage: Eukaryota; Viridiplantae; Streptophyta; Magnoliopsida; Fabales; Fabaceae
Product: alkane hydroxylase MAH1-like
Exons: 3
Coding region: 644-2140 (498 amino acids)
Molecular function (GO): monooxygenase activity; iron ion binding; oxidoreductase activity, acting on paired donors, with incorporation or reduction of molecular oxygen
Source: RefSeq, a predicted model, not a curated record
GCCACUACUUUAGUUUCAAAACUAAUAUUUCCUAUAUUCAUGGAAUAUUAUAGAACUUAAUUUUUUACGGUCAUGUUUGUUUUAGUUAAAGUUUAUAUUGAUACAAAUUGGUACAUCAAAUUACAUACCUUUUUUCUAUUACCAAAGGAGAAAGGUGGGUUGGGAGUUAAGAACUUAGGUUUGAUUAAUCAACAAUUGUUAUGUAAUUGGAAAUAGCUGUUUCUAUCUGAUGGGGAUGUUGUGUGGAGUGAUUUUUUAUGUUUUAGGUAUGGUCAUUUACCAACUCAGUUGUUGGGCAGAGACACUGUGAGGUCUAAUGUAAGGUCGUUUUUUUGGUGGGCAGAGACACUGUGAGGUCUAAUGCAAGGUCAUUUUUUUGGUGGAAGGAUGUCAUAGGUCUGGGCAGGGGAUGGAGACUGAUUGGUUUAAACAAAAUGUAAUGAUAGCUUAAAUGGUUUGGGAAUCAUACUUUUCUAGAUUUAUUCCCUAAUCUUUUUGCUAAAGAGGCUUCUCAAGAUGUAAUGAUAGCUCAGAGGAUAAAAGGGAAUGGAGUGUCUUUACAGUGGUAUUGGCAGUGGUCUGAGCAUUUAACCGCUAGCGAAGAACAACUUUUGGAAGACCUUAAGGAGUUCCUGAUGGGUUUAUGUUACAACCAAACAUGGGAGAUACAUGGGGUGGGCUCUUGGUAAAACAGAAGCUAUGGAGGAAUGAUGUACCGUCAAAGGUACAUGUAUUUGGCUGGAGGUUAUUAUUAGAAAGGUUGCCAAUGAGAUCUGCACUUCAUCACAGAGCCUGGAUUUUGAAACAUCAUGGAGGAACUUUUCAGUUUAAAGGACCUUGGUUCACAAACAUUGCCAACUUUAUCCUCACUAGUGAUCCCAUGAAUGUGCACCACAUCACUAGCAAGAAUUUCACAAACUAUGGAAAAGGGUCUGAUUUCCAUGAGAUUUUUGAACUUCUUGGUCUUGGUAUUUUCAAUUUGGAUUCCGAUGAAUGGAAGCACGAAAGGACACUACUUCAUUCAUUGCUCAAAAAUAAAAACUUUGAGAUAUUCCUCCAACAAAUCAUUCAAAAUAAGCUAGAGAAUUGCUUAUUACCAUUUCUUGAUCAAGCAUCUAAAGGAGUACAAGUACUUGACUUGCAAGAUAUUCUUGAAAGGUUCACCUUUGAUACUGCUUGCACUUCUUUAUUUGGAUUUGAUCCUAAUUGCCUUCCUUACAACUUUAACGAGUUAUCAGAAAUUGCUUAUGUAAAAGCUAUUUCUGUGCUUGAGGAUAUGAUAUUGUUCAGGCACUAUAUUCCAAAAUGCAUUUGGAAGCUACAAAAAUGGUUAAACAUUGGUCAAGAGAAGAAGGGCAAGGUAGCUCAAGAAACUCUUCACCAAUUUUUAUACAAAUGUAUAAAUUAUUACAAAGGCAAUGAAGAUGUGGAUGAAAGCCAUUCUUGCUUGUUAAAGGAACUAAUGAAGGAAGGACUGGAAAAGGGGGAAAAGUUUGACAGGUAUAUUCGAGACACCGCAGUCAAUCUUUUAAUUGCAGGAAAUGGAACAAUUAGUUCUGGUCUCAGUUGGUUUUUUUGGCUUGUUUCAAUUCAUCCUAUUGUAGAAGCUAAAAUUAUUCAAGAGAUUAGAGAUAAUUGUUUAACACAAGGGGAGAACUUAAUCACUAAUUUCAGUGUAGAAGUUCUUGAUAAGCUAGUUUACCUUCAUGGAGCUAUAAGUGAAGCCUUAAGGCUUUUUCCUCCACUAGCAUUUCAACACAAAUGUGCAAUCAAAUCUGAUAAACUACCUAGUGGAGACCAUGUUAAGCCAAAUACAAAGUUAAUAUACUCUUUGUAUGCAAUGGGAAGGACGGAACAAAUAUGGGGAGAAGAUUGUCUGGAAUUUAAACCGGAGAGAUGGAUAUCAGACAGAGGACAAAUUAAACACGUACCAUCUUACAAGUUCAUUGCAUUCAAUGCUGGUCCAAGAAGUUGUCUUGGGAAAGAUAUUAGCUUUGUUGAAAUAAAAAUGGUUGCAAUUUCUAUUUUAUGGAAGUUCCGCAUACAUGUUGUGGAAGGUCACUCUAUAGCUCCAAAAGUUUCUAUUGCUCUUCGCAUGAAAGAUGGCUUGAAGAUCAAAGUAAAUAAAAGAUAUGAUUGAUAUAGAUUAAACAUGACUUUGUAAUAUUCCCUUAAAUAAUGAUCUUUGUACAUC